Molecule: messenger RNA, 4142 nt
Organism: Bicyclus anynana (squinting bush brown)
Lineage: Eukaryota; Metazoa; Arthropoda; Insecta; Lepidoptera; Nymphalidae
Product: neuroendocrine convertase 1
Exons: 15
Coding region: 169-2295 (708 amino acids)
Biological process (GO): protein processing
Cellular component (GO): Golgi membrane; trans-Golgi network
Molecular function (GO): serine-type endopeptidase activity
Source: RefSeq, a predicted model, not a curated record
GUUCAUUCAUACGCUUCGCUUGACCGGGUCACAUCGCGUCCGCUGAAAAAGCGCACUUCGGGAAAACUUUUUCACAAACUAACUACAUGGAGCUUAUUAUAUAAAACAGUAUAUUCUGUUACUUUAAUUUUUAAUAAAUUAUAAAAUAAGUGUUACUUUAAUUUCAAUAUGCGUUUUUCGGUAUUAUUUUUCUUUUCACUUUAUGUUUCUCUAGUGGUGUCAUGGGACCCUUCAGUAGUAAAGCUGGGGAGACCAGGGUAUCAUGAUGUGCACAGCGGUAGGGAAUACGCAAAGGAUUUUAGCAACGAUUGGACAGUGGAGGUUGACGGUGGAGAUGAAGUUGCGCAGCUGGUUGCGUUACAAUUGGGCUACGAGUACGGAGGGCCGAUUCAGGGGUUUCCAAACAUGUAUGCUUUCCACGCGUACGAGCGCAAGCAACGUCGCACCCCUAACCAACACAUACACACGCUCCACCAGGACCGAAGGAUCCGUUGGGCAGAACAGCUUUUUACUAAAAAUCGAGUCAAACGUUAUCCAUUUCCGCACUCUGAUGACACGUUACACCGUGUAAAAAGAAUAGACAACUUCACCAGGGAUACAGAAAAAUCAAAGGAUGUACGAUACCUCCAAAGACAACAUAGACUGUUUAACGAUGAGUUAUGGGAAUAUGAGUGGUAUUUGCAAGAUACACGUACCGAUCCAUACUUGCCUCGUCUAGAUCUCAACGUGUUGCCUGUCUACGCGCUUGGUUACAACGGCCAGGGUGUUCGCGUGUCAAUAUUGGACGACGGCGUCGAGCACAAUCAUACCGACCUACACGAGAACUACGACCCUGAAAUAAGUUGGGAUUGCAAUGAAGGCGACUCCGAUCCUUUUCCGAGAUAUGACGAAAAAAAUAGUAAUUCCCAUGGGACUCGAUGUGCUGGAGAGAUAGCUAUGACGGCAAACAACGGAAAAUGUGGCGUAGGUGUGGCUUGGGGAGCCAAAGUGGGAGGAGUUCGGAUGCUUGACGGCCGUAUCACUGAUCGAAUAGAAGGUGAAGCAAUAGGAUACGCUUGGGAUAAGGUGGAUAUUUAUAGCGCUUCAUGGGGUCCUAACGACGAUGGGAAAACUGUAGAAGGGCCUGGACGACUGGCUGUAGAAGCUUUUCGACGAGGCGUGGAUAAGGGUCGUGGUGGAAAAGGAUCUAUUUAUGUAUGGGCGAAUGGCAACGGCGGAAGUCACGAUGAUAACUGCAACUGUGAUGGGUACUCCUCCAGCAUCUAUACGAUAUCAAUCGGUAGUGCAUCUCAGCAAGGCCUGUUUCCCUGGUAUGGAGAAAUCUGUGCAUCGACCCUCGCCACAGCGUACUCCUCUGGUGCAUACAAAGACCAGAAAAUAGCUACUACUGACACGAACGACUCUUGCACACUGGGACAUACGGGGACGUCGGCUGCAGCUCCUCUGGCUGCUGGUAUUAUAGCGCUGGCUCUUCAUGCUAAUCCAAAUUUAACAUGGCGAGACGUGCAACAUCUAAUUGUGUGGACGUCCGAGUAUGCACCGCUCAGCGAAAAUCCUGGAUGGCAAAUUAACGGAAUUGGAUUGCGAUUUGACCUUCGAUUUGGCUUUGGAUUAUUAAAUGCAGAAGCACUUGUCACCGCAGCAUUGAAUUGGACCACGGUCCCCGAGAAACAAACGUGUCGUAUUGAUGCUUCUUUAGCAAAGGAAAAAGAAUUCAUGUCAUCCGGCGAAACAGUUGAUAUCGCUAUCAACGUCCGCGAUUGUGCUGUGAACUACAUCGAACACGUGGAACUUGUAACAACAGUUCAAUAUACGCGUCGUGGUGCUUUGGAAAUAUAUCUCGUAUCACCUCAAGGUACAAAGAUCCAACUCCUGAGUGCUCGUUCAAGGGAUACGUCAACGGCUGGUCUAGUAAACUGGCCGCUCACCUCGGUAGCCACUUGGGGUGAACAGUCACGAGGACUGUGGAAUGUUAUCAUUCAGGACACGACGAACGAGUCAAACGCCGGUAAAAUUGGGCCCAUCGAACUAGUCAUCCAUGGCACGGUAGAAAUGCCUGCUCACAUGAAAAACAGUCCGAGACACAAAUACGACAGCUAUGAAAAACAAGAACAAUUUUACUAUCUCGACAGUGGUGGGCCAUACAAUGAGAACGCUGCCCUGUUUAUACCAGAGCAACAUAGCACUCAGGAGGUCGCAUUCAAUAAUAUGGACACUGUGAUAUUGGACGAAAUGGAAAAGGAACUACUGAGAAAUCAUCAUAGCAAAUAUUACGCGUCGAGUGUUGAAGUGUAGGCCAUGUAUGUAGGUAAUUUACUUGAAGGUUAAUUACUUGAUUUAAUUAAUCAUUACAUAAACAUACGCACGUUUUUAAUAUCCUCAGCACUUCUGAGUUCUUGGUGAUUUUAUAAUUUGUUAUAUAAACUUUAUAUUAUAUUUGUAUGUAUUAUUUAUAUAACUGUUAUGUUGUGUACAUAACAAAAUAUAUAAUUUUAAAACCAUUACACACAAAUAUAAAUUUUAGCAAUACCUACUCAUUGUGUGUUAACUUACUCCUAUUACUUUUAUUAUACUCGUAGUCAGUUUUUGUACUUGUACGAUUAAUAUGUACUUGUAAUCAUCAUAAAAUAGUAAUCGUAAUAUUCAUACUGUAACGACCUUGGUAAAUAUUUAGUUGAAAUACAUAAUUUGAAGUAUUUAUCUGCACGGUCUUGUUUACUUUUUUUUUUCAAGUAGGAAGGUAUUUUAAUGUAUUGCUGCAAUUAAGCUGCAAGUCUGUCUCUAUAAAGCUUAACCACAAAAAUAAAUUCUCGACAUCUUGCGGAAAACAAAGGAAAAUUUUCUCGUAGCAUUUCACCUUCGAUUGUGAGGCAUAUGCGAAUAAAUGGGUAAAAAUGUACUCAAGGCGCAUUUUAUUACUAACUACUAACUACUGUAACCUACCUAGGAGUGAGUAACCUAAUCUUUGUCUUAUGUAUUAGUAGUAUGUGUUUGUGAUAAAAUAAACUAAAGAAAUAAAGUAGGUUAUCUUCUCUACUAUAUAAAAAUAAGUCGGGUUUUCCUUCCUGAAGCUAUAACUCCAGAAAGCACGAACUGAUUUCCACGGUUUUGCAUUCGUUGGAAAGGUUUUGGGCUCCGUGAGGUUUAUAGCUAAGAAAAUUCAGGAAAAGGUAGGGGUAGGGUAGGUGUAGGGGUAGGUUAGGGGUAGGGGUAGGGUAGGGUAGGGGUAGGGUAGGGUAGGGUAGGGGUAGAGUUGGGUAGGAGUAGUUGAAAGUUUACAUCGAGUUCCACGCGGACGAAGUCGCGGGCGUCCGCUAGUUGCUUAUAUAAACUAGCCAAUUUAGAAUUUUUAUGUAAAAAAAGUCAUUUUAAUGAAACCACUAUUUUAUUUGGAAUCUUUAUUAUCUUAUUCAAAAAGUCAUUAUAAUUUAACCCUGUAGGUUAAACUUAAAACACAGUAUAAAGUUAUAAAAAAUACAAAGUAAUAAAAAAUACAAAGUUAUAAAAUAUAAAAAAAUACAGUAAGUACACCAGAUAUUUUUUACCAGUCUAGUUUUAGACUGCACUACUGCAGCAAAUGCCUUUUAGAACAGGCGCUGUGAGGAUGUGAGUGUGCAUAAUCCGAGGACCGCAUUCUUUUUACAGUUUAGAACUCAGAAAAACCCCUUUCGGUUUGUACACGGCAUCGUACCGGAACGCUAAAUCGCUUGGCGGUACGUCUUUGCCGGUAGGGUGGUAACUAGCCACGGCCGAAGCCUCUCACCAGCCAGACCUGGACCAAUUAAGAAAAUCUCAAUGUGCCGAGCCGGGGAUCGAACCCAGGACCAUGACCACCAUAUGUUGCUGUCCUUAUUUACGUUGCUUUUUCUUUCCUUUGAGAUUACACUACUUAACUGUAUUUUUAUUAGUAACUAGCGGACGCCUGAGUCUUUUCCCGCGUGGAAAUAAAUUUAAACUUUAAAAUCCUAUUUCACCACUUUAGGGGUUGAAUUUUAAAAAACCCUUAAAUCACAUUAUAUUUCGUAUUUUUUUAUGAUUUAUGAACAAAUCUUAAAACUCUAAAAAUGAGGGAUUUUCCAUACAAAUUUUUAACUUCUAUUUCAACCCCUUCUGUUUUUAUUUUAGGGUCAGAAAUUACCCUA